This is a messenger RNA of Pimephales promelas (fathead minnow), 1338 nucleotides long. Its product is annotated as sulfotransferase 2B1. Gene Ontology annotation, molecular function: sulfotransferase activity. Lineage: Eukaryota; Metazoa; Chordata; Actinopteri; Cypriniformes; Leuciscidae. The record is from RefSeq and is a predicted model, not a curated record.
UUACAGGAUCUGACUACAUCAGCUCUCCGCUGGAACUUGUGGUUUAUUAUGUUCGUUUGCUCCAGAAAAUGACAGAGGCCGAACUGUACACGGUUCAUAAAGGUGUGUACGUGCCGACGCAUUUACACCCUCCUGAAAGCCUGAAAUACUGUGAGGAGUUCACUUUCCGUCCAGAUGACAUCCUCAUCGUCACUUAUCCCAAAUCCGGCACCACAUGGAUGCAGGAGGUCGUGCCCUUGAUAGUGAGCGAGGGCGACCUGACGCCGGUGCUGACGGUGCCGAACUGGGACCGAGUGCCGUGGCUGGAGGAACACCGGGCGAUGCUGCUCAGUUUACACCAGAGACCGUCUCCUCGCAUCUUCGCCACUCACUUCCAUCACGCAAUGAUGAACGAGUCUUACUUCAAGAUAAAGCCCAGGGUCCUGUACGUCAUGAGGAACCCCAAAGACGUGUUCACGUCCUCGUAUCACUACUAUGGGAUGGCCUCAUACCUGGUGAAGCCGGGAACCCAAGACCAGUUCAUGGACAAGUUCCUCCAUGGAGACAUCAUGUUUGGUUCCUGGUUUGAUCAUGUGAAAGGUUGGCUUAAUGCGGGUGACCAGGAAUCCGUACUGUACGUUUUCUAUGAGGAGAUGAUCGCUGAUUUGAAAGGAUCCGUGGAGAAAAUCGCUCAGUUUCUUGGGAAAUCUCUGAGUCCGGACGUGACGGAGAAGAUCGCCGAACACUGCGUUUUCAAGAACAUGAAGCAAAACAAAAUGUCCAACUUUUCUUUGGUUCCAGAGGAAUUCAUGAACCAGAAGAAGUCAGAAUUCCUGAGGAAAGGAAUCGCAGGCGACUGGAAGAAUCUGUUCAACGAGGCUCAAGAGCAGCGAUUUGAUGCUGUGUACAACGACAAAAUGAAAGACGUGAAAUUCAAGUUUCCGUGGGACUGAACAUAUUGUGCUUUUAAUAACCCUGAUGAAUCCUUUGGUGCUCGUUUAUAAUAUUCCUGGUCCGCAGAUGUGUGUGAUUAUUACAUAAAUCCACCUUGACUGUCUUUUUGUCCACAUUAUUUUAAAAUAGAUCACAAAAGUGGUUCUGCUCUAGAUAUCUCUGUAAUACAUUACUUUAUCAAAAUUAAUAUUAACAUUCCUCCUUUGAUUAAAAGUAUAGUUUCUUUAUCAAUGAGUGACAAUGAUUUAGCUGUGUUAAUUAUGCUUUCUUACUAUUUUAAUGUGAUUUGGUAAUGCUUUACAAUAUGUUACAAAGAAAUAUAAAUUUUACAGCAUUUAUUAACCUUUCAUGUUAGUAAAAAUGUUCAGAUUAUUUACUAUGUAAACAGAUAUAAUACUGGAUCAU